AUGACUUGGUUAAUUGUAAUUCUUCUCUUCCUUGGGAAUUUAACGGCUCAGUUUUCGGAUGUUACCAACAACCGAGACUUAGAAGAACGAUUGUUCAGUCUUCUCCUAAGAUUGCAAAUCGAAAAAAACUACGACACCCUACUAUUUUAUGGCGACGAUUGUGCUUUUCCUUCUCUAUCCAAACGACUGCAAAUCCCCACAGUACUGGUGUCUUCUGGUAGCACCACCUUUGAAUGGAACUUUAGCAGUUUAACACUUAUACUCAGUUGUGACUUUCAAGCCGAAAGGGAGGAGAACUAUCGCACACUAAUUAAGCUGCAAAUGAACAGGAGACUAAUCCUUCUGCGAGGGGAUAUACAACCGGAGUCGGUGUGCGACUUCUAUUCGAAAAAAGAGCAAUACAAUGUUGCCAUGGUGAAAGAAAACUUGGAUCAGUCCGGGGUGGUAUACUCAUGUCGCCUCUUUCAAGAUCUAAACUUUGAAAAUGUAAAUCUAUUCGAAGGUAACCCGAUUUUCAUAGAACAAUUUCGAAAUAUGAAAGGAGCGCGGAUUAGAUCCUUGCCAGAAUUAGAUGCACCUCGAUGCAUGCUAUACCGGUAUCCCAAAUCCGGCAAAGAGAAGUAUAUCGGCUACUUGGCCAACUUGCUGAACCACUUUGUGGAAAAGGUUAAUGCUACCAUGGAAAUGCAGGAGCAUUUGAUCGAGGCCGGAAAGGAAGUGUCUUUUGUAAAUAUAACGAAUUGGGCUGCGGAAGAUCUUCUGGACAUUGGAAUGAGCGAAACUCUCUACUAUGAAAUGUCAAACUUCGAUACGCUCUCUUAUCCGUACGUUAUGAGUUCCUACUGCUUAAUGGUCCCUCUUCCGGAUGAAAUGCCUUUUAGUCAAAUCUACAUGGCGAUCGUGGAUCCAAUAGUCCUAAUAAUGAUUUUAUUGUUAUACUUAAUUUUCUCUGUGAUGCUGAUCUAUCUGCAGAAAAAAUCUCUGAGCCUGAGCAGCAUCCUGAUGAACGAUACAUGUAUGAGGGGACUCUUGGCUCAAUCGUUCCCUUUUCCCCGUUACUCCAGCAGAAAACUUAAGUUGAUUUUAAUGAUUCUCUGCUUUUCCAGUGUGAUUACAACUACUAUGUAUUUUGCUUACCUGCAGGCUUUCAUAUAUGAUCCUCCACUCGAUCCGUAUAUGGACUUCUUCCCCAACUUUGAGAAUUCCAGGUACAUAGUGGCCAUAAACAUUUACGAUGAAGAUAUAGUACAAUCUUUGAAUGUCAGCGAGGAAAAGAUGCUGGUCCUUGAUUUGCAUGGAUUCUUUAACUUACGAGACACUUUUAAUACCAAAUAUGCCUACCCGGUAACCGAAGUGCGCUGGAUGACGUAUAGCGAACAACAAAAUCUCUUUGAUUAUCCAUUGUUUUACUACUCAGAAACACUGUGUCUUAACUAUCUUGAUUAUGUAAGCUUUCCUAUUCGGCGUCAUUUGCCCUAUCGCGAUCUCUUCGAGGAGCACAUUCUGCGACAGAAGGAGUUCGGAUUUACUAAGCACUGGAUCGAAAGAGGUUUUUUUGACAUGUGGAGACUAAAUGUCACCUCUCUUGAAGAUUUAAGUCCACCUCUCCUGGAUGAUUAUAACGAAGUAGAAGAAUUUUCCUGGGUUUUUGGAAUGUAUUUCGCUGGAAUGGGCAUUAGUUGCUGUUGUUUUGGAUUGGAGCUGAUCGCACAUAAUCUUAACCGCUGGAGAUAA
Drosophila takahashii is the source of this 1734-nucleotide messenger RNA. RefSeq lists its product as uncharacterized. NCBI's taxonomy places the organism in Eukaryota, Metazoa, Arthropoda, Insecta, Diptera, Drosophilidae. The record is from RefSeq and is a predicted model, not a curated record.